AUGCAGACACAAACAACAACAACAACAUCAAAAGUAAACAACAACAACCAGUGUUAUCGAUGCGAAACCGUCGCGGUUCGAUGCGAUCGCGAAUCGAAAAUCGCCGUGGUCUCUUUAAACCGACCCAGGUAUUUGAACGCGAUCAACGCGCAAAUGUGGCGAGAGAUACCUGUCGUAUUUGACGCGCUUUCCGAGGAUGAAGAAGUAAACGCGAUCGUGCUCACCGGGGAAGGGAAACAUUUCUGCGCCGGGAUAGACGUGUCGAGUAAAGAAUCCUUGUUUGAAACGCUCGGAGAUGUAGAGAACGAACGCGAUUUGGGGAGACGUAAUGAGUAUUUGCUGAGGCACAUAAAGCGGUUGCAAGCGAGCGUAUCGAGCGUGGAGAGAUGCCGGAAACCGGUGGUGUGCAUGAUCAAAGGCGCGUGCGUUGGGGGUGGGUUGGAUAUAGCGGCAGCGUGUGACAUACGAAUGUGCGACCGGACGGCUUUUUUUAGCGUGAAGGAGGUUGAGUUAGGCAUCGUCGCUGAUAUAGGCUCCUUGCAGAGGCUACCGAGCAUCGUCGGGCAAGGAAGGGCGACGGAGCUCGCGCUGACCGCGAGGACGGUGAAAAGCGACGAGGCAGAAAAGAUUGGGUUAGUUUCCAAAUGCUAUAGCGAUGCUGAGGAAUUAGAACGUGCGUGUGUAGAGGUUGCGAAAAGAAUGGCGAGUUUAUCGCCGUUAGCUAUUCAAGGGACGAAACGUUCUUUGUUAAACUCUCGAGACUCUGAAAGCGUCGAGAAAGGAUUAGAAUACGUAGCUUUGAAAAACGCGGCGCAGUUGAUUUCGGACGAUUUGAAGGAAAGCAUGAACGCGCGGUUCGAGAAGAGAAAACCCGUGUACAGCCGUUUGUAA
Messenger RNA from Bathycoccus prasinos, 891 nucleotides. RefSeq names its product enoyl-CoA hydratase. Lineage: Eukaryota; Viridiplantae; Chlorophyta; Mamiellophyceae; Mamiellales; Bathycoccaceae. The transcript has a single exon. The record is from RefSeq and is a predicted model, not a curated record. Gene Ontology annotation, molecular function: isomerase activity. The coding region runs from base 1 to 891 and encodes 296 amino acids.